Messenger RNA from Thermothelomyces thermophilus ATCC 42464, 1464 nucleotides. RefSeq lists its product as uncharacterized. NCBI's taxonomy places the organism in Eukaryota, Fungi, Ascomycota, Sordariomycetes, Sordariales, Chaetomiaceae. The coding region runs from base 170 to 1309 and encodes 379 amino acids. The transcript has a single exon. The record is from RefSeq and is a predicted model, not a curated record.
AAGUCAGACUUACAGCGAAGUCCGAGCAGGAAGGGUAUCGAGCAGCCAGGCCGUCAAGAACUGUUGGCAUCCGCUGAUGCCGAGGCCAGGAGAGUCCCACAAGGAUUAGAUCUGUAAGCUACGGCCGCGUAGAGUGCUUUCGCAGCAGCUCCCUAUAUUCCCGGCGCCAAUGUCCUUCACCGCUAAGCUUCGCGCAAGCAACCGGCAGUCUACCACCUCGGACUCACGAGAACGAAGCUCCUGCGCCAGCGGCCGCACUCGGUCCACAAGCCCUGUCAAGAAUCCUGAUGACCUUCUUAAACUCGAAAAACCCGUGACCUGGAUGACUCCGGACCCGCGCACGCUACGGGACAUGGUAAAGGCGACAGGGAGUGCCCAGGCGCUACAACUCUUUGACAAUAUUUGGAGGGUUAUACAAGGAGAAGGAUACUUGCCGCGGGAGUUGAAGGGGAUUUUGAAGGAGGAGCUGAUGGUUGACGACUCACGCUUUGCACCAGCUGAUAGGGCUAUGGUGAUGAGUCAGAAAGAGAGGGACGAUGCUUGUCGGCUCUUCCCGUCACUCGGCGCCGACGAAGGCCGGAUGCUCGGCCUUCUCACUCUCUACGGCGAGCUCAACACCAUCCGCGACAUCGUUGCUACUACUAUACGGUUCAUAAACACGCCCCGCUCCGAAGCGGCGUGGAAUGACCACAUUCACGGCCCAGUCUUGCGCCUUGCUGUGUCCAGUACCCCGCACGUUGGCGCAGAGAACAUCACGCAAGCCGCCAUUGCCAAAGCCUUCGUCCCGGCCGCACGAGGGGAGCUCGAGACUCUGGGCGGCAAAAUGAUCGACUACGCACUGCUUCUUCGGCCCGAGAAACACCUCGCCGUCCGCAUCGCUAACUUCGUGGACGGCUUCGAGGAGCCACGGACCUUCAACCAAUCGACGCACGGGGUGCUGUGUUACGAGCCGACGGGCGUGCUGAUCGAGACUAAGGUUGACAUCCGACGGCGUGCCGAAGGGAAGGCCCAGCUAGGAAUAUGGCUAGCGGCGUGGUACGGCCGCGUGGCUAGGUUCGCGCCAGUGCCCUCCGCUGAUGCGGACACACCAACGAACUUACCAUUCCUCCCGGUCCUGCUCGUCGUAUGCGAGAACUGGGAGCUGUACUUUGCGUUCGACAGGGACGGCGAAUUUGAGGUAUGCGGGCCCCUUGAGAUUGGGAGCACUGUGACCGUCGACGGCUCGUACCGCCUGCUUGAGGUGCUACGGCUACUCGCGGGUUGGGUCGCCGGUGAGUUCCGUGGGUGGGUUGAGCGGUGUGUUGCAUAGCAGGGGUUUACAGUGAUGAUCUCAUGGACCUUAAUCGACGUGAACGUAUACUCUCUCUUCAGCAGCAUAGCCUCCUCCCGUCGUCAAUAAUACCAAACCUUUUCAUCACUGCUUGUACUUGCUCGAAUUUCCUGCCCGAGUCCAACCAGACCCCA